AUGACAAGCGAGGCUUCGUCCAGGGUCAAGGUGCCACGCAUCGCCAUCGAGUUCUGCACUCAGUGUAAAUGGAAUCUGAGAGCCGCCUAUUUUGCCCAAGAGCUGCUCCAGACAUUCGGUACUAGCAUUGGCGAGAUCGCUCUGGUCCCAGUGGCUGGUGGGAUAUUCACUGUCAAGAUGACGCAUGUCAUCAGUAGCACAGCGCAGUCAACUGCUGACACGGCCCCGUCGCCGGACGCGCCUGCCAGCGUGGCAGAGACGGUGAUCUGGGAUCGCAAAGUUGACGGCGGCUUUCCUGAGACGAAAGAGCUGAAGAACAGAGUGCGCAAUAUUAUCGAGCCCGGCAGAGAUCUUGGCCACAUUGAUCGAGGCUUGAAGAAGGGCAGCGCUCAAUCAGCCGUAUCGGAAGAGCCCAGCAAGCCCGAAUCCAGACCUGAUGCUGAAGGCCAAGACGGACACAAGAAUGGCGAAGUCUGCGAGGACUGCAGGUGA
Messenger RNA from Cladophialophora yegresii CBS 114405, 492 nucleotides. RefSeq lists its product as uncharacterized. The transcript has 2 exons. Bases 1 to 492 code for a protein of 163 amino acids. NCBI's taxonomy places the organism in Eukaryota, Fungi, Ascomycota, Eurotiomycetes, Chaetothyriales, Herpotrichiellaceae. The record is from RefSeq and is a predicted model, not a curated record.